GAGCCCAGCUGCCAUCAAAAUGAAGGCGCUCAGACAGAUCCUCCUGCUGCCUCUCUUAGCUGCUCUGGUUUUUGCUGAAGACAACCCGAUAGAAUUCAUGGGUAUGGAACGUAACGUUCUUUGUUGUGGAAUUUAAUUAGCUUUUGCACUAUUUAUUGGGCAACUGAAGAGAAAAAUGUCAAAUGUACCUCUAAGUGCAUCUCAUUUUAGUGUAUUGCUGCAAAAUAUGAGCAUCUGAGUGUGCCAAUAACUGCUGAAGAUCGUAAUAACAACAACAACAAAAUGGCAAUAUAUGACUGGUUAUGGAAAAUUUUUAACUUAAAAACACAAUUUUGAAGAGAUUUUGCUCCAGAAUGGAAAUGUGCUUGUACAAAUUGAUACUGCAUUGGAGAAAUAGGGCUGAAGUGACUUAGAAAGCGCUGCUUUUUAAAAGAGUUUUGGGUAUUGUGGUGGCUGUGGGAUAAUGAAGCAUUGGUGCCACGUCAGGCAAAGGAGACCUUGUAAUGCUCUUACAGCUCAGAGGUUUCCUACGUGACCACAGAGGUCUGUCCUAAACCUUUCUUUCCCCUCUGCAGUUCAGCAACAAGUCUGACCUGCUCAGCUGGGACUGCAGACGCUGUAUAGGAAAUGCUUCCUGCUGCUUUAGGCUGUCCUGAACUGGGGAGGAAUUGCUCUUGGUGUUUGGUAGUUACCAAAGGCAUUUUUUUCUCUGCGUUUUGAGCUGUUUUGAUGUUUAGUUUUAAAAUCCACAUCAAUCCACAGCAAAAAUCCACGUGCAAAGAGGUGGGCUCCUUUUGUUUGCUUAGAAAUCACAGCUUAGUGGUUUUGUUUCAGGCCACUGUGUUUUUUUAUAGGGGAAGAGAACACCUCACCGUGAAUAUUGACCUCUUCACCUCUUUCCUGUCCUACGUUGCUUUAAGCUGUUUAUUUACUUCUUGCCCCAGAAGUUUCUCUAGACGUUUGCUCGGCUUUGCUACCACUUUUUGAAGCUUUCCCUCUUUAGCUGUAUCCUUUUAGAGAUGGAGGGCCAGAACUGUGAGCAGCACCAGUCACACAUGUGGUGCUUCAGAAGCUCACAUCUGAAGAUCUCUUUUGAUUCCGUGGGCGUAGGUCCCCAGCUGCCUUCAUGUAAAGGGCUGAAACCCAGAACUAGAGCCAAUGAUCCUCAGGAAAAGAGCAUCGGGGGAAGACAGGGCCUGAGGCGCUUGUAACCACCAACCUCGCCAGUGAGAGCUGCCCAGGUGUCCUGUGUCAUCUGGAAUUUCCAGUUUUUCCUUUGGCUUCACCUGUAUGUGUUUCCCUAACUCCAUUUUCUCUGCUGUUGGUGAAAACGAGGAGGAAAAAAGAUAUUUUCUAAUACCCUUUUUCCUAUUUGAUUCUUCAAGUUUCAUUAGCUACUGCAGUAGAAAUGAAAAAUCCCAAUGGUACAGUGCUUUGCUUGCCUGCUCUGCAGUGGGCUGUCUCGGAGUUUGCACAGCGCAGGAUCAGACCCUGCUGCAAGGCUGAGCUGGUUGCUGUCCUGUUGUUCCCCAACAGGUGAACCUCAAUGCGGUGCUUCGCUCUCAGACCCCAACAAAGCACUCAAGAUCAACCUCAAUUCAAAUGCAAACUGUCUCUGGCACAUUCAGAGGAGUGAAAAUCAAACAAUUAGGCUCAUCUUCUCUUAUUUUAAAUUUAAUCCUUCUUCAAGCUGUGAAACAGAAAGUAUUAAAGUCUAUGAUGGCCCCUCAUCUAAUUCACCUCUUCUUGGACAAGUAUGUAACAACACUGACGCCGUCCCAGUGUUCCAAUCAUCUUCAAACAGUCUGACUUUCCUCAUUACAACAAACUCUGUGGCUUUCACACGGAAUUUCUUUGUUUCCUAUUACUACUUCUCACCAGAAACAACAAUUGAAAAUUGUGGGGGAAGCUUAACUGGUCCCAGUGGGACAUUUACCAGCCCCAACUACCCAGCAGCUUACCCUGAAUUUACCUAUUGUGUCUGGCACAUACAGACUACAAAAAACUCGAAGAUAAGCUUAGAGUUCCAGGAUUUUUUCCUGGAACUAGAUCAGAACUGCCAGUUUGAUUUUCUGGCAGUCUACGAUGGCCUCACCACUGACACUGGCCUAAUUGGAAAAGCAUGUGGUGUUUCUCGGCCCACAUUUGAAUCUUCUUCAAACGCCAUGACAGUUGUGCUGUCUACAGACUAUGCCAACUCCUACAGAGGGUUUUCUGCUCGGUAUACCAGCGUUCUGCCAAGUCCCCCAGAGCCUGACACAUCCCUUACGUGCUCUUCAGACAGAAUGACAAUUGUACUGAGCAAGGCUUACCUGGACUCCCUUGGCUAUAAUGAAACUCACCUACAGCUGAAUGACCCAUCUUGCAGGCCAGUUACAACAGACCAAGUGAUCUUUUCCUUCCCACUAAGCAGCUGUGGAACAACUAAGAAGGAUGAAGAUCUGAGCAUCACGUACACCAACGUCGUAACUAUCUCUGAAAGUGGCAACGUCAUCACCCGCAAAAAGAUCGUACAGAUCAUCGCAAAAUGCAUAAUGGAAAAGAAUUCAACCCUAGAGGUCAUUUAUGUAACAGAAAACAACAUAAUCCAGAACACAGCCUCUGUGGGAAGAUACAACGUUAGCAUGUCAUUCUAUGAUUCCGAUUCAUUCUCCAGCCCUGUACUCGAGUCCCCCUAUUACGUAGACUUGAACCAAACCCUUUUUGCUCAAGUCAGUCUUCAUUCCACUGACCCAAACCUUUUGGUGUUCAUUGAUACCUGCACAGCAUCUCCACAAUCGGAUUUUGGAUCGAUAACAUAUGACUUGAUCAGAAGUGGCUGUAAGAAAGAUGACACUGUGGUAACAUACCAACCCCUGGAGCACUAUGGAAGAUUCAGAUUUAAUGCCUUCAGGUUCCUGAGGAGAGCUCCGUCUGUUUAUCUCCAGUGUGAUGUUUUAAUUUGUGACAGCAACAACGAGAGCUCUCGCUGUACCAAAGGCUGUGUCUCCAGGCAGAAGAGAGAGACUUCUUCAUACACUUGGAAAACCAAGGCUGUAGUAGGUCCUAUCCGCCUCAAACGAGACCGCAGGGCUGCUGAUCAUCUAGAAUCCCUCACUGGGACAGAUGCUGAAGAAACCCCAAACCUGCAACGCUACAGCUUCUCCACUCUUUCAGUUGUGGUUUUGAUUUCAAACAUUAUCAUUGUGGUAGCUGUGGUAGUAAAAUAUCACAUGAAUUGCCUAUCGGGAUCUGGCUACCAAAAAAUCCCAAGUUCAUAUUAACUACUCUACAAUGUUGUGAAUUUGUGACAACUUCUAUUCAGAUUUAUCACUCAAAGAGGGGAGAAUGGGAAAAACAAAGCAAACUAACAGUCCUGGAAUGCAACAAUGCCUGGAAACAUGCUUCAUAUCACAUCAGUUUUCUUAUAUAUGCCUACUAUGUGCCCCUUGUUAACACUUGCUGCCCUAUCUACAGCUUUUGCUCAGAGCAUUUGAAGACACUGAAUAUAACCAGUAUAUAAGUUAGGAGUCCAUAUACAGUCAUAAGUAAAAUGAUGCACCUCAGAUUUUGGAGAGCAAUAAGCAGAAUGAAGUAAAUAGAUUGACCUUUCAAUAAAGAUGAACUUUGUGACA
Molecule: messenger RNA, 3614 nt
Organism: Gallus gallus (chicken)
Lineage: Eukaryota; Metazoa; Chordata; Aves; Galliformes; Phasianidae
Gene: CUZD1
Product: CUB and zona pellucida like domains 1
Exons: 8
Coding region: 1422-3263 (613 amino acids)
Cellular component (GO): cell surface
Source: RefSeq, a predicted model, not a curated record